ACAGACAGGGUGACCCGAGUCCCGGGCUGGCCGGGACAGCGGUGGGGCUCUGCAGAGACGCUCCGCUCCCAGCUUCUCUGCAGUGCAGUCAGUGUUGCAGUCUUCCACACGGCUUCUUAAAGUUUUUCCGAGUUUCGAAAUUAUUUUGAAGCUAGAGCCAUCAGAGUGCCGUGAGGAUCUCAACAUCUGCAUUCUCUUACUAUUGCUUGUAUUGAAGGCAGAGCAGCCAUAAACCUGUUUCAGAGAAAGGAAAAUCUACAUUGAAUCUUUAAGCACUAGGCUUUGGAGCUGGUUGGGUCAAGGAACAUUUGCAGUUAGUAAGAAGAGCCCAGCUGAUCAGAGCACUGGAUGGGGAUCUAUUUUCUGCUGUUAGUUGUAGGGCUUUGCUGGGGGCAGUACAACCCCAACACUGUCCCAAAGAGAACCUCUAUAGUGCAUCUCUUUGAAUGGCGCUGGCAGGACAUUGCUGAGGAGUGUGAACGCUACUUAGCUCCUAAUGGAUUUGGAGGAGUCCAGAUUUCACCUCCAAACGAAAAUGUUAUCAUUACUGACCCCCGGCAACCAUGGUGGGAAAGAUACCAGCCUGUCAGCUACAAGCUGUGCACAAGGUCUGGAAAUGAAACUGAAUUUAGAGACAUGGUGACCCGGUGCAACAAUGUUGGAGUGCACAUUUAUGUGGAUGCAGUAAUCAACCAUAUGUGUGGAGCCAAUGCUGGGGCUGGUGACCAUGCUACUUGUGGAAGCUAUUUCAAUGCAAAGACUGAAGAUUUCCCAGCUGUGCCCUAUUCUGGCUGGGACUUUAAUGAUCAUAAAUGUAAAUCUAGAAGUGGAAACAUUGAGGAUUAUCAUGAUAUAUCUCAGGUGCGGGACUGCCGCCUGGUCAGCCUGCUGGACCUGGCCCUGGACAGGGAGCACGUGCGCUCCAGCGUUGCCGCGUACCUGAACCGGCUCAUCGGCCUGGGCGUCGCGGGCUUCCGCAUCGACGCUGCCAAGCACAUGUGGCCUGCCGACGUCAAGGCCAUUUUGGACAAGCUGGAAGAUCUAAAUACUCAGUGGUUUCCUGCAGGAACUAAACCUUUCAUUUACCAAGAGGUGAUUGACUUGGGUGGAGAGCCCAUCAAAGGCAGCGAGUACUUUGGAAAUGGCCGAGUGACAGAAUUCAAGUACGGUGCCAAACUGGGGACAGUGAUCCGCAAGUGGGACGGAGAAAAGAUGGCCUACUUAAAGAACUGGGGAGAAGGCUGGGGCUUUGUACCUUCUGACAGAGCCCUGGUCUUUGUGGAUAAUCACGACAACCAGAGAGGACACGGGGCUGGUGGAGCUUCUAUUCUGACCUUCUGGGAUGCCAGGCUCUAUAAAAUGGCAGUUGGUUUCAUGCUUGCCCAUCCGUAUGGCGUCACGCGUGUCAUGUCAAGUUUUCGCUGGCCAAGAUAUUUUGAAAAUGGAAAGGACGUCAAUGACUGGUAUGGGCCCCCAAGUAACUCAGAUGGCUCCACAAAGUCCGUUACAAUCAAUCCAGACACGACCUGUGGCAACGACUGGGUUUGUGAACAUCGCUGGCGUCAGAUCAGGAACAUGGUUAUCUUCCGUAACGUGGUGGAUGGUGAGCCUUUCUCCAACUGGUGGGACAAUGGCAGCAAUCAAGUGGCUUUUGGCCGUGGUAAUAAAGGCUUCAUCAUCUUCAACAAUGAUGAUUGGUCCUUGAAUGUAUCUCUGCAAACUGGUCUGCCUGCUGGCACUUACUGUGAUAUCAUUUCUGGGCAAAAGGAAGGUGACUUGUGUACAGCAGUUGAAGUUCAUGUUGCUGCUGAUGGCAUGGCUAAUUUCCUAAUUGGGAAUGAAGACCAAGACCCAUUUAUUGCCAUUCACGUUGAUGCUAAAUUGUAACCAGCUGUGUUGUGCAUUUGCUAUUCCUUCUCCUCUGUAUCUUUGUUAUCAGCAAACAGAUGUGCAGAAUGUCCUGGCUCUCAGGACUGCAUGAACUGAGACAGAGCAAAGUGUGUUAGCUGUAAUACUGAUGAAAUAGUGAGCAGAGAUGAGAACUGGUAGUGCCAUGCACAUCUGGGAGUGAUGCUAUACAUCUGUGUACAUUUGUAAGUGUACUUUAUUCAGUUAAGGUACUAAUAAAAAAUGGAAGGAGAA
Molecule: messenger RNA, 2142 nt
Organism: Melospiza melodia melodia
Lineage: Eukaryota; Metazoa; Chordata; Aves; Passeriformes; Passerellidae
Product: pancreatic alpha-amylase-like
Exons: 11
Coding region: 349-1887 (512 amino acids)
Biological process (GO): carbohydrate metabolic process
Molecular function (GO): alpha-amylase activity; cation binding
Source: RefSeq, a predicted model, not a curated record